Messenger RNA from Ananas comosus (pineapple), 3231 nucleotides. RefSeq names its product phosphatidylinositol 4-phosphate 5-kinase 6-like. Bases 246 to 2810 code for a protein of 854 amino acids. The record is from RefSeq and is a predicted model, not a curated record. Lineage: Eukaryota; Viridiplantae; Streptophyta; Magnoliopsida; Poales; Bromeliaceae. Gene Ontology annotation, molecular function: 1-phosphatidylinositol-4-phosphate 5-kinase activity; ATP binding. The transcript has 8 exons. Gene Ontology annotation, biological process: phosphatidylinositol metabolic process.
ACAAAACACCCACCACCUCCUCCCUCUCCCUUCUUCUUUCUCCAUUUCCUCUCCCUCUGACCUCCUCUGUCUCUUCUAUUUCCCUGCUGCAAUGCUUCUUCAUCCAUGGCGAAAAUGGGUCGGCUGGGUCGGUUCUAAUGAGCCGGCGUUUUUGAGAUAGCCCAAAGCGGCAUUGUCCUCGUACAUGCCCAUUUGCGUCGCCACAGCGAGAAGGACGAAGAAGAGGAAGGAGAGGCGCGCGGAGAAUGUACAAGGAGCAGCUCCGCGCGAAGGCGUGGGAGUCUACGGUGCGUAAAGCGCAGCAGCAGCAGCAGCAGCAGGACCAUCAGCAGCAGCAGCAGCAGCAGGUGCGACGCCGCGUGUCGAUCUUCACCCCGAUGUCCGUCGCGCCGGCGGACGACGCCGACGGCUCGGCGUCCACGACGUCGUCGUCCAGCGACGACCAUCCGGGCGGGGGCGCGGGCGCGGGCGCGGAGAGCGAGUGCCGGGACGUGGAGCGGCUGCUGCCGAACGGCGACUUCUACACGGGGCAGUGGCGCGGGGGGGUGCCGCACGGCGCGGGGAAGUACCUGUGGACGGACGGGUGCAUGUACGAGGGCGACUGGCGGCACGGGAAGGCGACGGGCAAGGGGAAGUUCUCCUGGCCGUCUGGGGCUACCUACGAGGGCGAGUUCAAGGCCGGCUUCAUGGACGGCCACGGCACCUACACGGGCGCCGCCGGCGACACCUACCGCGGGGGCUGGCUCAUGAACCUCAAGCACGGCGCCGGCAACAAGUCCUACGCGAACGGCGACUACUACGACGGCGAGUGGCGCAACGGCCUGCAGGACGGCGCCGGCCGCUACGUCUGGCGGAACGGCACCGAGUACGCCGGGCAGUGGCGCGCCGGCCUCAUCCACGGGAAGGGCUCGCUGAUCUGGGCCAACGGCAACCGCUACGACGGCCUCUGGGAGGGCGGCGUCCCCAAGGGCAGCGGCGUCUUCACCUGGCCCGACGGCAGCUGCUACGUCGGCACCUGGUCCAGGGCCGGCGGCGUCUGCGGCACCUUCUACCCCCCCGCCGCCGCCGCCUCCUCCGCCCUCUCCAGUAACCGAAAGCGCUCCUCCUCCGUCGACGCCGCGCCCGCCCCCCCCUCUUCCGCCNUCUCGAUCCUGCCGUCGCAGAAGGCGCUGAAUUGGUCCGGCGACGAGCCGGAAUUCGCGCAGAAGCAGGCUCUGUGGCGCUCCAAGGUCGCCGAGAUCGGCACCGGGAACGGGCCCCGCCCGCGCAGGCGCGCGUCGGUCGACGCGCCCGGCGCGGGGGACGGCGGCGUCGGGGGAAUUAUUGGCGGCGGGCACGGGAGGAUCGCAGGGAUGAACAAUAGCGUCGGCGGCGGGGAGAAGGGGUUUGAGAGGAUCUGCAUUUGGGAGUCAGAUGGGGACAUCACGUGCGACAUUGUCGACGGGGGAUCGGUGGUGGCGGCGGCAGCGGCGGCGGCAGCAGCUGCGGCCGGUGGCGGGGGAGGGGGGAAGGAGGGGCCCGAGGAUUUGAUCGGAGGGUUGGGGUUGGAGGAGGCGGAGACGAGGGGGUUGGGGGGACGGCUGCAGAUGCGGUGGCCGCUGCCGCGGGUGCCGAAGAGGCAGGGGGAGACCAUCUCCAAGGGGCACAAGAAUUACGAGCUCAUGCUCAAUCUGCAGCUCGGGAUCAGGCAUGCUGUAGGAAAACAAGGCCCGAUCACCCUUGAUCUGAAAGCGUCGGCCUUCGACCCCAAGGAAAAAGUAUGGACGAAAUUCCCUCCCGAAGGGACAAAAUAUACGCCUCCGCACCAAUCUUGCGAUUUCAGAUGGAAGGAUUACUGCCCGUUGGUGUUCCGGACACUUCGGAAGCUCUUCAAGGUAGAUGCAGCGGAUUAUAUGAUGUCCCUCUGUGGAAACGAUGCGCUUCGUGAACUCUCCUCCCCUGGUAAGAGUGGGAGCUUCUUUUACCUCACCAAUGAUGACAAGUACAUGAUAAAGACGAUGAAGAAGUCCGAAGUAAAGGUGCUCCUGAGGAUGCUUCCAGCUUAUUAUAAUCAUGUUCGUGCUUUUGAGGACACCUUGGUGACCAAGUUCUUUGGUCUACACUGUGUUAGGUUAACUGGGGCUGCUCAGAAGAAGGUCCGUUUCGUUAUCAUGGGAAACCUAUUCUGCUCCGAGUAUGCUAUCCACAGGCGUUUUGAUCUGAAAGGAUCGUCGCAUGGUCGGAUGACUGAUAAGCCAGAGACGGAAAUCGAUGAGUACACGACUUUAAAAGACCUCGAUCUUAACUUCAUAUUUCGAUUGCAGAGGCCUUGGUUCCAAGAUUUCCAAAGGCAAGUUGACAGGGACUGCGAGUUUCUCGAGCAGGAGAGAAUAAUGGAUUACAGCCUCUUGGUAGGUGUACAUUUUAGAGACACCCGAAAUCCGCACGUACCUGAAGGUACUAAUGACGUAGAUGGCACAAGACAAACGACACCACGCCUUUCAAGAGUAGACAUGGAUCAGUUUCUUUACGAUCCAAAUAGGUGGGUUACGAUCAGACUCGGCACGAACAUGCCUGCAAGGGCUGAACUCACUGUUAGAAGGAACGAUUAUGAUUGCCAGCUAAUCGGAGAAUCGACGGGGGAAUUCUACGACGUCGUAUUGUACUUCGGAAUCAUAGACAUUCUCCAAGAUUAUGAUAUUAGCAAAAAGCUCGAGCACGCUUACAAAUCGAUCCAAUACGACCCGACAUCGAUAUCGGCUGUUGAUCCGAAGCAGUACUCAAAGCGCUUCCGCGACUUCAUAUUCAAAGCCUUUGCAGAAGACACCUGAAGAACCAAAAAGAAAAAAAACCCUAAAAUUAAAGAGCUUUUCACAAUGGAAUUGAAGUUCAAAUUCUUCGAACCAAAGCUGUUAACAAAUGCAGCUUACGCUUGGCUCGGACGAAGGUCAACUGCAGCCAUUAUUAAAUCAAAAAGAACGAUCAAAAGGCGAUCGAAUUUCGCUCGUGGCCUCGCAAGGAAUUUCGCGGCUCGAUCCGGCACUCGGCCCAACCGUAAAUAUGAUUAUGUAUACAGUUAACUAAUGUUUCUUUUUUUAUAGAUAAACUUUACAUAUUCAUUCAAAGGUACAGAUAGAGAGAAUUUGUAAUUAGUAGCGCGCAAGCCGAUUCAGAGUUGUAAAUCUUUUACCUGAGGGUAAAAUGUACAAGACACCAUUCUUUUUCUUCAAAAAAAUUUUCCCCCUUAAUUUG